Molecule: messenger RNA, 348 nt
Organism: Loa loa (African eye worm)
Lineage: Eukaryota; Metazoa; Nematoda; Chromadorea; Rhabditida; Onchocercidae
Exons: 2
Coding region: 1-348 (115 amino acids)
Source: RefSeq, a predicted model, not a curated record
AUGCGAAAGAAAUUACGGUCUAUGAAGCUUUGUACAAAUGAGCGCAGUGCAUCCGAUGGUGUGUCACCUGCACAUAAUGGACAGGAACAAAUAACAGCCGGGAAUCUUGGCAUUGUCAAAAGAUUGAAAUACAAAAAUGAAGGACACGAUGAAAUAGGUAUUUUGAACAAGCGCAAUCUGGAUGAUGUCAAGCCUGGACGUGGAAUUGAACUGCUGCAUCCUGAUCAGAUGAAUUUAGCAAAUAUCAACGAUGAAUUAGUUUCUGUUGUGAAAUCGGAUCUGUGUACCAAACCUUUAGCACUAGUGGCAGAUUACGGUGGUGAUAGCUCAUCAGAUAGCACUGAUUAG